This is a messenger RNA of Gossypium raimondii (Peruvian cotton), 1310 nucleotides long. RefSeq names its product probable membrane-associated kinase regulator 4. Gene Ontology annotation, cellular component: plasma membrane. The transcript has a single exon. The coding region runs from base 55 to 1059 and encodes 334 amino acids. The record is from RefSeq and is a predicted model, not a curated record. NCBI's taxonomy places the organism in Eukaryota, Viridiplantae, Streptophyta, Magnoliopsida, Malvales, Malvaceae. Gene Ontology annotation, molecular function: kinase inhibitor activity.
CUCUUUCUUUCCAAACCCUCAAAAAAAACUUCGCAUUAAAAAAAAUAUACGGCAAUGAGCUUCAUUGAUAAUGAAGAAGAUGAUGAAUAUAUUGACAUGGAAAUCACUUCAUUUUCCAAUUAUUUCACAAAUUCAAGGAAUUCAAGGGAAUUUGAAUUCCAAAUGUCUUCAAUUUCCAUUGAAAAGGAACCCACAAGUUCCCCAGCUGAUGAACUUUUUUACAAUGGGAAGCUUCUUCCCCUUCAUCUUCCUCCACAGCUGCUUCAAUUUUCGGGUUCCGGUUCGGGUUAUGGUGACUUCAACAAUGGUGUGGUUGAAGAAUUGUAUGGCACACCAUUAACCACUACUGUUACGACACCGACUUCAACGAGCACUCCGUUUGAAUCCUGCAAUAUCUCGCCUUGUGACUCGUGUUAUGUUAGUGGAGAGCUGAACCCGGAUGAGUACUCGUCGACGUCGUUGUUCUACGAGUACUCGACCGAGACGGAAGUUAGUCGAUGUUUCGAUGAGAACCCGAAGAAGUCUUGGACUAAAAAACUCAAGCUCAGCUCAAAGUUGAAGGCUUCGAGAGCUUACCUCAAAGCCUUGUUUGGAAAAUCAGGUUGCACGGAUGAAUCAUCCGCCGCGGCUAAAGAUGGCAAUCAAACUACGGUUUCGAAACCGAAAAGGCGAAACAAUGCGGACAAAGGGAAGCUAGUUGACAAUAGCGACGGUAAUGGUAAUAGUAAUCGUCAUAGGAGAUCGUUAUCGACGACGGCUACGAAAGGUUAUUCUUUGACGAACAAGUCUUCCACUUCUUCAUCCUCAUCAUCUUCUUCUUCUUCAAACUCGAAUGGCUCAAACGGUUUUCCGUACCUGCAGUUUCUUAAACGAAGCAGCAGCGUUAAUACGGAAAUCGAGAAUCCAAUUCAAGGAGCCAUUGCACAUUGCAAACGAUCUCAAGCUCAAAAGAUGAUGGCCUCAACUAAGAUUGUAGGUGAAGUUGGGUAUUAUUCUUUGUCAGCUUCUAACAUUCCUGUUUUCGAAGAACAAGACAGGCCAGAUCAUUGCAGGGGCUAAAAAAAUUGAUAAUUUAUGUUAUUCGGAUUCAGGUAUAUGUUAAAUACGAAUAUUUUUUAAAGAAAAAUGAAGAAUCGGAGUAAGGAUAAAAAUAACAGAAUGUAGAUUUUUGUUAUUACUUUUGAAGUAUAACAAGGUUUGAUGCAAAAUUGUCUUGUAAUAUGUUAGAACAUAAAUUGUCUAUGGAAGUUCCUUUCAAGAUGAUGGAGUGAAUUUCUUUAAAAUGUACCAAUACAUUUCUUCUUUAAUUA